AUGACUAAAUUGUUAAUAUUUAUCUUAAUAGCUUUAUCCGUCUCAUAAGCUUAUGAAAUAUGUAGCACUAAAGGUGCUAUAUAAUACUAUUGUCCAGAUGGCUAAGGUUGCUGUUCUGACACUACAUGCGGUGUUUAUUGUUCAGGAGGUGGAAGCGGUGGAGGAAGUGGUUUUCCCUGGUAUGGUUAUCUUCUCAUUGGUAUAGGUGUUCUUAUUCUUAUAGCAUGUAUAAAGGCAUGUCCUAGAAUUUGCAGAAAGAAAAACAGAUAAAGACAAUAAUAAUAGCAAUUAUUGUAAGCUUGA
This is a messenger RNA of Tetrahymena thermophila SB210, 303 nucleotides long. RefSeq names its product transmembrane protein, putative. The transcript has a single exon. The record is from RefSeq and is a predicted model, not a curated record. Lineage: Eukaryota; Ciliophora; Oligohymenophorea; Hymenostomatida; Tetrahymenidae.